Molecule: messenger RNA, 4307 nt
Organism: Solea senegalensis (Senegalese sole)
Lineage: Eukaryota; Metazoa; Chordata; Actinopteri; Pleuronectiformes; Soleidae
Gene: cbx1a
Product: chromobox homolog 1a (HP1 beta homolog Drosophila)
Exons: 5
Coding region: 1-774 (257 amino acids)
Biological process (GO): negative regulation of transcription by RNA polymerase II; chromatin organization
Cellular component (GO): pericentric heterochromatin; nucleus
Molecular function (GO): chromatin binding
Source: RefSeq, a predicted model, not a curated record
AUGCCUCCUCCUGUGUUUUUUGUGAUCUUCAUUCAGACCUCAGAGGCUCCCUCAGCAGACGUCAAGCUGGCGACCGUAGCAGCAAAGAAAGGCAAGAAGGCCGAGGAGGAGGAGCCGCAGCCUGCAGCCCCCGCGGCAGCAGCAGCAGCCCCCGCCGCCGCAGCAGCACCAGCAGCAGCAGUGGUGGCAACAGCAACAGCAGAAGCAACACCUGCAACACCUGCAGCACCGGCAGCACCUGCCGCACCUCCAGCAGAGGAGGAAGAAGAGGAAGAGUAUGUGGUGGAGAAGGUUUUGGAACGCCGAGUGGUGAAGGGCAAAGUGGAGUUUCUGUUGAAGUGGAAGGGCUUCUCAGAUGAGGACAACACAUGGGAGCCAGAGGAGAACCUCGACUGCCCCGACCUCAUCGCAGAGUUCAUGCAGAAAUACAGAGAGAAGGAGGAGAAAAAGAAGGAGAGCAAGAGGAAAGCUUCCAGCGAUGCCUCGGGAGACUCAGAGGAGAGAGGGAAUAAGAGGAAGAAGGACGAGGGUGAGAAGGCCAGAGGUUUUGGUCGAGGUCUGCAGCCAGAGAGGAUUAUUGGAGCGACAGACUCGAGUGGAGAGCUGAUGUUCCUUAUGAAGUGGAAGAACUCGGACGAGGCCGACCUUGUCCCGGCCAAGGAGGCCAAUGUCAAAUGUCCCCAGGUGGUCAUCUCCUUUUACGAGGAGCGCCUCACCUGGCACUCCUACCCCACAGAGGAGGAGGAGAAGAAAGAGGAGGAGAAAAAGGACUAGAUGAGUAGAGGAGGAGCCGGAGUGUGGAGGUGUAAGGGCGGGAAAUCGACAAUGCGCUAGUGAACUGUUGUCCAACUUACUCGACUCUAGCAGCCACUUUGGCAGAGAAAGUGAUUUAAAAAAAAAAAGAAAAGAAGAGAAGCUGCCACUGUAGCUGACGGAGGAGAAGGCGUUUGUUGUUUCUGCCCUGGAAGGAGAUGAGCGCGCUUUCCUCAAAAGAUGCUCCCACUGGUGUCUCAGCAGAAAAUGUAAAAGAGGUACGUUGACACCUUUUGCUCUCCGUCCCUCACCGAGGACGUGUCACCCGGCGGGAGUGGGUGCCUUUGUUCCGCUGCGAUUUCUCCAGGUUACAAACCCAACGCAGGGAAGUGUUUUGUCUUGUUUUUGUACAAUCGGUGACAAGUGCUCGGUGACGGAAAUGCAGGGGAAAAAAAACCGCGCGAGCUGUCAAGCUACCUCUUUUACAUUCCCGCUUCUGUGAGAAGCAGGCCCGAGUGUUCCACUCUGGCAAGUUUGUCUCUCCUCCCUCGUUGCGACGUCCCGUACGACCCCGAUGAGAGGGUGGAAGCGGCCAGUGGGAUCAUGGCUGGUUUGGAGAUGGCAAACUUCCCCUUUUUUUGUCAGAAAACACUGGAGGGGAACGUCUUUUGAGAGGGAAGGUAUUACAGAGGAGUGGAAGAAUGGACAAGAAUCCUUUUUUGUCUCCUUCAGUGUCUGUUCUCUUAGUGCCGCCUGAGUUGUCAUCAUGACGUGCCGCUGUUCUUCAUUUGAAACUCUCAGACACCAAACGCCUCCAUUUCACUCUGACCUGCGCUGACUAUUGAGGAGUUAGGGUUACAAGCCUUCACGUAGACCCACCAGUCACCCACCUGUCUGUCCUCUCAGCCAACAUGGCCACCAACCAGCCAGUGUCUUGUUGUCGUGUGUUAAGUCAGUUUGUAAAAAUAUUUUCCCCUUCAUUCCACUUUUUGACGGUUCUGCAUCUCGUCCUCUUCUGUUUCCUGUUUUUUUUUUUGAAUGUUUUAAAAGAAAAGCUGGUGAGUAAGUAUUUUAUCAACCCUGAGUUACUGUGUUGUGCUCUUUUCGCGAUGGUCGUCACUGAACGUUGACCUGUCGCAGCGCAGCCGGGGGAGUGAAAGCACACACUUGAGUUCACGUCCGUGUCGCUGUGACGGCUUUGAAUCCUAAACGGUUGCUUUUUAAAGUCAUUUCUUUUCGCGGAUCCACAGCUGGUUGGUCAAAAUGGCCGAUGGCGUAGACGCGUGUUGUGACACCAGCUGGAAAAUCCACUGAGUGAUGGGCACAGUUAGUCUUCAGGUGAGAGUCAAACACGUCCUUUGACAUUUAGAUUAGAUGGAAAGUCUUGUUUGGACAGUAUAUACAUGGUGCUAUAUAUCUUUUUAUAACUACAAUGUUUGAAUUUUUUAAAAACAGUUGUAUCAGUCCUCACUGAUAAAAUGGCCACAGCUGUAUUUGUAGAUUUAUUUCCAAUCAAGUCUGUAUUGGCACAUUUGUCAUGUACCUGUCAAAGUACAAAAAACAAAACAAAGCCAAAGAUAUGUUUUUAAACUGUUUGUCCACCAGAAAAAUAAGAUUGUUUUCUUUUAUUGGACUGCAUGGAAACAGGUUUAAGGCAGUCUUAAAAUGUCUUUACGUUAUUGGUUUUGCUAAGAAAGUGAAUGUCAUCGGACUCUUGUGUGACGAUCAUCUCUGUAUUGGCUUUGGUGAGGCUGUGAUCACAAUUUCCCUUUUUAUUCUCGUGUUUGAAGUGUUGUUGUGCUGAUGUCAAAGUGACAGCUGGUGAUCAAACAUGUUGUCAGGGACGACUGUUAAUGCUGUGAUGUGUAGUAAAACAAUAAUGGAGCUUUCAGUGAUACAGUUCGACCACCGCUCGGCCCCUUUUCCAUCAGUGAUAGCACCUGGUACCUGGUGCUCUUGUUGGUACCUGCUCUGGUGAGGUUCCAAGCGACUGUCGGAGAGUGUCGUCACUGGAAGAGUCAUGAGCGCACAGCACAGGAAUCAAACUGUACAUCAGUUAAAAAGACUUAAACAUCCUGAAGACGUGUGUUAAUCUGCAGAAUCACAACCCGUUCAGCUGUAUUUCACUUCAGUGACAUUCAGACGGAGUCUGUGCUCCGGUCAUGCAGGAAUCUUUUUAAAGAACCGAUUCUAAUGAUUCAGUGACGCUCAAAACAUCUGCUUUGCUCUUGUCACUAGUUUGUGUCGCGUGUAAAACACCGUCACGCCAGUUUGGCCGUGCCGUGGCGACCCCGCCCGCCGAGAGUCGAGUAGUGCUGGGACUGUAUCGUGGAGAAGCGCCACACGAUGUCAGUGUGGGAACUGACCUGCACCGUGCUUCAGGCCAGUUAACACUACACCUAUUUUUGUCAUUUUUGGUACAGAGACGGUUUUGAGUAUCCAUGAUUACCAACAUACUGUGAACGUCCUGUACGGGACAGAACAGCAGUGUGUGUGUGUGUGUGCGCGCGCUGUGCCGUCGGCAGCCGUGAGGUGGGAGGUCCUCGUCCUUGUCGUCGAGGUGUUUCCUGGUGAGACUGUUGCUCCGUCACUCAGCUGUGGUUUACGCGGUUAAUGAAAGCAUGUAAAAAACCAAACAAAAUCAUCUUCAUUCCACGCACGCUCUUCUUUUCUUAUCAUGACUCACCAUGACACUGCAGCGCGUGUGUUUUCUUUUAGCUUGGAUCGGCCGGGCGACACUCGAGUCGGGAUGAACCGUCGUCGUUCCUCCCGCUCGCAGACUGUCCUCUGUCCUACACACCUUGAUAUUUACAAAUGUACAAUAGGAUAGAGCUUUUGAAUUCAGCAUGACUUGUGUAAUCACAUCGAAUGUAGCCCGGCUGUACUCAUUUCCAAGCGUAUUGUAUUAAAGCUAAUGUAGCUUCCUCCGUUAGCUGACCCGGUGGUUAGCGAGUUGAAAUCUCUCGUCUGUGAGUUGCUAGCUGUGGGCGGCGGCCUCGUUUAGUGCCAGAGCACAUUUACAUUUUCCUCACGUCCCCAACCCUUGACACAGCAGCAGUACUGAACUCCAUUUUCUUAGUAAUCAUUUCAACGAUAGCGAUCCUUUGUGAAGGAUUCAUUCAGUUCAACACGUGACCGUACAUUGUGUAUGUAUAUGCAUUUUCACAAAGCCAGAAAAGCUCUUUUUCUUCUUCUGAUGCCUCGUUUUAAGUCAUUUGUGUUCCUUUUUUAACUCUAAGGUAGUGGAGCUUUAUUUUUUAGCAUUGUUGCGUAAGGAAAACUCUUUUGUCAUCACUAUAUACACCAGUAUUACGCCGUAUACUCUGACUACCCUGUUUUAACACUGACGAGAAGGGAUCGACUGAGCUGUUACCCAGGUCUGCAGGUUAGCUUUUUCUGUCUUGUCUCUCCAGACUUUUCUCAGUGUGUAGCUGAUUAGCUCGUGUUGUCUUGUUGCUUGUAUAUUGUUUUUUCUUUUGGAAUGUUACUGUCAUGGCUGAUCUUCCUUUUGUCUGUUUUGGACAAUAAAGUUUAUUUUCUGUUUGUUUUCAUAA